Talpa occidentalis (Iberian mole) is the source of this 2951-nucleotide messenger RNA. It is a transcript of the gene GOLT1B, whose product is annotated as golgi transport 1B. The record is from RefSeq and is a predicted model, not a curated record. The coding region runs from base 140 to 556 and encodes 138 amino acids. Gene Ontology annotation, cellular component: endoplasmic reticulum; membrane. The transcript is spliced from 5 exons. Gene Ontology annotation, biological process: retrograde transport, endosome to Golgi; endoplasmic reticulum to Golgi vesicle-mediated transport. NCBI's taxonomy places the organism in Eukaryota, Metazoa, Chordata, Mammalia, Eulipotyphla, Talpidae.
UGGGGGUGGGGGCGGCUGCGUGUUUCCGGAAGACGUGGCGGCUCUCGCCUGGGCUGUUUCCCGGGUUCAUUCCUCCCGACUUUGCUUCACACCCUGGGUGCCCCGAGCUGCUGCCGCCUCUGCCCUCGACGCCGCAGCCAUGAUCUCCUUAACGGACACCCAGAAAAUUGGAAUGGGGCUAACAGGAUUUGGAGUGUUUUUCCUGUUCUUUGGAAUGAUUCUCUUCUUUGACAAAGCUCUACUGGCUAUUGGAAAUGUGUUAUUUGUGGCUGGCUUGGCUUUUGUAAUAGGUUUGGAAAGGACAUUCAGAUUCUUCUUCCAGAAACAUAAAAUGAAAGCUACAGGAUUUUUCCUGGGAGGUGUAUUUGUAGUCCUUGUUGGUUGGCCUUUGAUAGGCAUGAUCUUUGAAAUUUAUGGAUUUUUUCUCUUGUUCAGGGGCUUCUUUCCUGUGGUCGUUGGCUUUAUCAGAAGAGUGCCAGUCCUUGGGUCCCUCUUGAAUUUACCUGGAAUUAGAUCAUUUGUAGAUAAAGUUGGAGAAAGCAACACUAUGGUAUAACAACGAGUGACUUGAAGACUCAUUUAAAAUAUUGUAUUAUUUAUGAAAUCCUUUGAAGAAUAUUCAGCACAAAGUUAAAUUACAUGAAAUAGCCUGUAAUGUUUAAAACAAGUAGCCUACAAAGUACCAACAGCAGUUAACAAGGAAGCAUCGAAAACAGGCUUCUAAUCAAGUCAUCUAGGAGUCAGCAAGCAAACCGCAGGGGAUGAAAUCUGUUACAAUGCAUUAUUGAAACUCUUGAAGGCAAUUUUUCUUGUAUUUCCAAAAGGUGCAAAACCCAGCCAUCUUUAGAGAUGGGGCCUGCUCCUUUUCUAUCCCUCUGGAGGUGCAGGCAUGCCACGGGCAUGUGCUGUUGAGAAAUGCCCGCUGCAGUGACAGGAGUAUUUCCAGUGUCUCUGAAGGUGACUCGUGAAUCAGAUGGGAUUAUGUCAUGUUAGCGUAUUAACCAAGGAAAACCCAGCUUGGAGGUUUAAAUCACCUUUUUUUCCCUUUUUUUUUUUUUUUUGGUAAACUGAUGGUUAAAGUAAAAUUUUUAUGGUUGACAACUUAAUGCCAGAUGGAAAUCUCAAUGAAAUAUUCUUUGUUGGAACACGCAGAGGUCAUUCUUUACUAGCAGCUGACUAAAAGCUCUUUUUUGGUCAGCUGCAUACUCCAGAAAUACAUUUAGUGCUUGGGAGUUUGUCGGUCGUUACAUAUAAAUACCCAACAGAAAGCACUCUUGGCCUGGUCUGUUACAUAGCUUAUUUUAUUGAAUACUCUUUCAUUCUAGAUACUAAAUGAUGCAAACCAAAUGGAUUUUUCCACAUCACGGUGUAGUUUUUCUUCCUUUUUGUAAAUUUUAGCAGUUUAUUAUUUUGCUCUUCAUAAAUAAAAAUAACUUGAUAAUGUAUCAAGGUAUCAAGUUAUAACAUGUUAAAAGGUUAACCUUAGAGCUGUUUUUUAAGGGCUGGUUAUUUAAGGCUGAGUUUGCCCUUUUUCAUCAUAGAGAUCAGUAUGCAUGAGGUGUACAUCAUAUGAUCACUCUUUGCCUUGAGUUCAUGGAGAAAAUAUCUGUUUUCACAUGCUGAAGUUAUUUAACUGUAGUGAAGCUGGCUAUCAUUUCUUAAAAACAUGACACUAAAAAAAAACAGUGUGUGGUGUUUGUCUAUCACUGCUGCUUGUCAGGCAGUAAAAAACUGGUGGUUUCUUCAUGAGUAAAGGUGACAGCUUUUGUAGUAGUUCUAGGAAUGCAUCUCAACAGCCAUUAUACUAUUUGUUUUACCACUAAUGAUUGCACUAUUAACUUAAAAAAAAUAGUGAUACAGCUUUUUAAUGUAUAAAAUCAUAAUUGAAAUUUGUGAUUUUUAUUUACAAAUGUGUACAAAAUAAAUGACAGCUUGUGUUGUUUUUAGUUCAAUCUCUUCAUGCGCAGAAACUCCCAAACUUGCUCAUGUAAAGACGGAAAGAUUUGGCAUACAGGCCAGUGGUUCAGUCUUGUGGAUUUCUGUCUUUUUGGUACUGCGUUUGACUUACAAUCUGUGAAAAUAGGUAAUAUUGAUGAAAUGAGACUCCUACCUCAAUAGUUCAUGGAAUCAUAAGAAACCUAGUGUUGUGUCUAAUGUUCUUCAAGGAAGUAAUAUCCUCACUUGGGGAGAGCGUCAAAUAUAUACAUAUUUGGAGGAUGGACUUAUGAACGGUGUCCUGUCAGACUCUGUUACAUGUGUUUUUGACUGACCCAUGUGAUUUAUAGUGGCAAGAUGAUUCCACCCUUUUAGAGCAGGAACAAUAUCUGUUAGUGUAAGGAAUUCUGUAUUAUCUAACUCCUUUGUAGAAGUGAAUUUCUAUCAUAAUGCUCUUUGCACAAUAACAGACAUCUCUCUCUCAACAAUCUUCUUUCAGAAAGCAUCAUUAGACAGGUGUGUGUAAAGGAUUUGAUAAUCUCCCAGUCCUCUUAGUAAGUUGAGAGACUGGAGCAGUUUUCAGUUUUAACUGAAGCCACAGUCAAUCUCCAGUGUGAGCUUGGGCCGCCUGGCAGCACUGCAUAUUUCUUUUUCAGAACCAUUGAUGAGCCUCUAUUUCUAAACCUACUAAUCCUGUGAUGGGAAGCAUUGGAUAUCCUGUUGUUUCUUCCUUUCAAAAAUUAGCCUUCUGUCUUUUUGACAAAAAUAUACUUUGGUUAUUGCUAUAAAGAUGGAGGAAAAGGUCUAAUACUACUUAGCCUUAACUGUUUUUGGCAUUGUUCAAAUGUAUUUUCUGUAACAGAAACUUAUUUGGAAUGUUCUUUCUUUUCUCCUUAUAAAUUGUAAUUCCUGGAGUUUCGCUGCUUUAAAAAGUCUCAGCCAAAUUAUAUGAUCUAACAAUUGAAUAUUGUAAAUACACUUGUCUUACCUCUCAAUAAAAGGGUACUUUUCUAUUA